CAUUUUCUACCCAAAAAAAAAACAAAAUGGUGUUGGGUCUUAGAACAAAGAGUCGUAGAGACAAUGGAGUGUUCGUUGAGUAUCUAAUCUCAAUCAAGGAGCUAAAACCAUGGCCAACAAGCCAAGUCCCUGCACAAUGCGUUCUUCUCAAAUGGGAAAACGGCGAAAACAACUCAGGCUCUUUCAUCGCGGUUGUGGGCAAAGACACGAUCAUGUUCAACGAGUCCUUUAGGCUAACCUUAACGUUAGAACCUAAAGUUGGGUCCGACAAUAAGUUCCACAAGAAUCUUCUUGAACUUCAUGUAUAUGACGCCAAAAAAAAAGAUAAAGGCGUCAAGAACAAGCUUCUUGGUACAGCCUCGGUCAACCUCGCUGAUUUCGGCCUGUUGACCAAUUCUGUCCCCGUAGGAGCUCCGUUUACUUUCAAGAAAAGCUCGAGGAAUGACGCUAGCUCUGAGAUUUACCUAACUGUUGAGCCGGCCGGAGAGGAAGAUUACGAUGAAGGAAAUCGGAGUAGCGGUUCGUCGCAGCCGAAGAUGAGCUUUUCAAGAAGAUCUGUAGAUGGCAGUGAGUUUAGUUUGGCGUCGUUGACGGAUGACGAUGAUGAUGCUUCGUCAGUGUCUUCUUCUACACGGAGAGUCUCUUUCUCAGCUAUGUGUGAUGCUAAUUCCACGAACACAGAGGCAGUGAUGAAUGGAGAUGAGAAGAAAGGUUGGAAACAUGUAACACUUAAGCACAGUAACAAUGAAGCAGCACUCGUCUCCGAGAUCGAGAAUCUACUGAGAGAAGAAGAGAGAAAGAGACAGAGCAAUCAACCGGUCAUUGUGAGCACAGAGAUUGAUCAGAAACAGAAAGAAGAUACAAAUACCUUUAAGCUCAAGAAACAGUUUUCUGAGAUCAGAUCUGGUCCUUUAUCGUUACCUCCCGAUGCAGCGAAAAAACAGAUGAAACUUCGGACAAACACUCUUGCCUUAGGAAGAAAGACUCUAGGAAUGGAAGGUAUUCCAAGACUUAAACAGCUUAAGUCUAUUCAGUUGCAUUUUGACGGAAACAAAGAUGAUAGUAGUCAAAAAAAGGCGAGUGGAGUGAUCAACAAGGUAGGUUUAAUAACUCCGCAAGAUUCUAAAACAGAGACGCUUGAAGAUGAGUUGAAGGAAGCAGCGGUUCUUGAAGCAGCUGUUUACUCUGUGGUUGCUGAGCAUAGUAGCUCCAUGAGCAAGGUUCAUGCUCCAGCUCGUCGUCUUGCUAGGUUUUAUCUUCAUGCUUGUAAAGGAAAUGGUUCUGAUCAAUCUAAGAGAGCCAGUGCGGCUAGAGCCGCGGUUUCUGGAUUAAUCUUGGUUUCGAAAGCAUGUGGAAAUGAUGUUCCAAGGUUGACCUUUUGGCUAUCAAAUUCGAUUGUGCUUAGAGCAAUAUUAAGCCGCGGUAUGGAGAAAAUGAAGAUUGUCCCUGAAAAGGCUGGUUCAGAUGAAUGGGAAGAUCCUCGAGCAUUCCUUGCGGCUUUGGAGAAGUUCGAGUCCUGGAUAUUCUCCCGAGUUGUUAAAUCUGUUUGGUGGCAGAGUAUGACGCCGCAUAUGCAAUCUCCUGCGGUUAAAGGAUCAAUCUCGAGGAAAGUUUCAGGGAAAAGGCGGUUAGGUCAUAGGAACCAUGGACUCUAUGCUAUAGAGCUAUGGAAGAAUGCCUUUAGAGCUGCCUGCGAAAGACUUUGCCCUCUAAGAGGUUCAAGACAAGAGUGUGGUUGUCUACCUAUGCUUGCUAAACUGGUGAUGGAACAGUUAAUCAGUAGACUUGAUGUAGCAAUGUUCAACGCUAUACUGCGUGAGUCAGCAGGUGAAAUGCCGACAGAUCCCGUCUCUGAUCCAAUCAGUGACAUAAAUGUUCUCCCCAUUCCAGCAGGAAAAGCAAGUUUUGGGGCGGGCGCACAGCUUAAAAACGCGAUUGGAACUUGGUCCAGAUGGCUUGAGGAUCAAUUCGAGCAAAGGGAGGAGAAAUCUGGUAGAAACAAAGAUGAUGAUAGCAAUAAUAAGGAGAAGCCAGAAUGUGAACACUUCAGAUUGUUCCAUUUACUCAACUCGUUAGGUGAUCUAAUGAUGCUUCCAUUCAAAAUGCUUGCAGACAAAUCCACAAGAAAAGAGGUUUGUCCAACUCUUGGUCCACCAAUAAUAAAGAGAGUUCUUCGGAACUUUGUCCCCGAUGAGUUCAACCCGCACAGAAUCCCGAGAAGGCUAUUCGAUGUUCUGAAUUCCGAGGGCUUAACAGAGGAAGAAAAUGGAUGCAUUACAAUCUUCCCUUGCGCAGCAUCGCCUACGGUCUACCUAAUGCCGUCUACAGAUUCCAUAAAACGCUUCAUUGGAGAGUUGAACAAUCCGUCCUUAUCUGAAACCGGAUCAUCGGUAUUUAAGAAACAAUACACCAGUGACGAUGAGCUUGAUGACUUAGAUACAUCCAUUAACUCUAUAUUCUCUGCUCCUGGAACAACCAAUUCAUCAGAGUGGAUGCCGAAAGGAUAUGGACGAAGAAAGACUGUAAGAUAUCAGCUUCUUAGGGAAAUAUGGAAAGAAGAUGGAUUACAAUGACUCUUCUCUUUUUGUCUCCUAUGUUUGAUGAAAACACUUUCUAUGUUUCUUGGUUAUUUGUAUGAAGGAUACUUAUGGCCAAAGAGAUACAAGUGGGUUUAUACGACUAAUUAAAAAUUGCAUUAUAAU
This is a messenger RNA of Arabidopsis arenosa, 2702 nucleotides long. The record is from the annotation of a GenBank genome assembly. NCBI's taxonomy places the organism in Eukaryota, Viridiplantae, Streptophyta, Magnoliopsida, Brassicales, Brassicaceae.